Messenger RNA from Ficedula albicollis (Collared flycatcher), 3792 nucleotides. It is a transcript of the gene PTPRO, whose product is annotated as protein tyrosine phosphatase, receptor type O. Gene Ontology annotation, cellular component: GABA-ergic synapse; glutamatergic synapse; plasma membrane. The record is from RefSeq and is a predicted model, not a curated record. Lineage: Eukaryota; Metazoa; Chordata; Aves; Passeriformes; Muscicapidae. The transcript is spliced from 25 exons. Bases 1 to 3792 code for a protein of 1263 amino acids. Gene Ontology annotation, molecular function: cadherin binding; protein tyrosine phosphatase activity; Wnt-protein binding. Gene Ontology annotation, biological process: axon guidance; podocyte differentiation; peptidyl-tyrosine dephosphorylation involved in inactivation of protein kinase activity.
AUGCCCGACCGCCGCCGGAGGGGGGCCCCGGGGGCCCGCUCCUGCCUGCUCUGGCUCUUUGUGCUGCUGAAGCGUGCCGGCGCUGACCCCCGUGCUCUGCCCGCUCCGAAGGGGGUUUGGGGUCCCCUUUUUGGCGUCCCCGUUUUGGGGAGCGCUGUGCUGUCCUUCAGCACCGCCCGCUCCCUUCCACCCCCAAACUCCUUCACCCCUGCCAGACAGCCGCUGGUGAAGAUGCUGCUGACAAAGGGGCGGCUGCUGGAUCGUAAUGCAGAACCUUUCCAAGUUGCUGUCCGAGAAGACAACUGUAUCAUUGUCUCCCUGGAAGCAUCGGAUGUGGUGAGCUCCUCCUCUGUGUAUGUUGUGAAGAUAGCUGGAGAAUCCAAGAACUACUUUUUCCAGUUCGACGAAUUCAAUAGCACUUUACCUGCCCCUGUGGUUUUUAAUGCCAAAUACCAUGGCCUGUAUUACAUAGUGACUCUGUUGGUAGUCAACUCAAACAUGGUCUCCAAGUCAGCAAGAUCAAUCACUGUGUUAACCAAACCACUUCCUGUGAGCAAUGUUUCUAUCUAUGAUUACAAACCAUCUCCAGAAACAGGAGUGUUGUUUGAAAUUCAGUACCCAGAGAAAUACAAUGUUUUCACCAGGGUAAAUAUAAGCUAUUGGGAAGGAAAGGACUACAGAACAAUGCUCUACAAAGAUUUCUUCAAAGGUAAAACAGUUUUCAAUCACUGGCUGCCAGGCAUAUGCUACAGUAACAUCACAUUUCAGCUGGUAUCAGAGGCAACCUUCAACAAGAGCACGCUCGUGGAAUACAGUGGGGUCCAGCACGAGCCCAAACAGCACAGAACAGUUCCUUACCCACCUCGAAACAUUUCUGUUCAGAUUGUACCAGCCAACAGAAACAACUGGGAAGAGCACAGCGGGAAUUUCGCGGAAGAAUCCUUCAUGGGACCCCAAGAAAUCAUAAGGAAAGUCAGCCAUCCUGCUGAGAGCCUGGCUGAAAUGCCAGCAGCAAACACAUCUGCAGCCUGGCUGGACGAGCCCCCCAACAGCACCGAGUACGAAACCACCUCUCAGCCGUCCUGGUGGUCCAACGAGGCCGAGUCGUCCGAGGGGGAAGAGGAGUUUGUCAGUGCAGUUUCCAGUGAUUAUGGGGGCAGUGAUGCCAGCAGAGCCACAGCAGAGCCCCCUCCCUUCCUUCCUGUGCAGAUGGUGCUCACCUGGCUGCCCCCAAAGCCCCCCACUGCGUUUGAUGGCUUCCACAUCAAUAUUGAAAGGGAAGAGAACUCCACAGAAUCUUUGACAGUGAGCGAGGACACUCACAAAUUUGUUGCUGAACUGAAAGAACCAGGAAAAUAUAAGUUGUCUGUCACAACAUUUAGCUCCUCUGGCUCUUGUGAAGUUCGGGGAAGUCAAUCAGCAAAAACACUCAGCUUUUACAUCAGCCCCACAGGGGAGUGGAUAGAGGAGCUCACUGAGAAGCCCCAGCAUGUGACUGUGAGAGUGCUGAGCUCCACCACUGCCCUGACGUCCUGGACAGCAUCACACGACAGCAGUGGCAACAGCACCAUCGUGUCUGUGCUCUCCCUCACCUGCCAGAAGCAAAAGGAAAGUCAAAGGCUUGAAAAACACUACUGCACUGAGGUGAAUUCAAGCAGCAGCCUCAUUGAAAAUCUUGUUCCUGGUGCCCAGUACCAAGUCGUGGUUUACUUACGGAAAGGACCAUUGGUUGGACCUCCUUCUGAUCCCGUCACAUUUUCCAUUGUGCCCACUGGAAUAAAGGAUCUGACACUUUACCCUUUGGGACCUACUGCUGUGGUUCUGAGCUGGAACAGACCUUUCCAUGGGGUGUUCAGGAAAUAUGUGGUAGAAAUGUUUUACUUCAACCCAUCAACCAUGACCUCGGAGUGGACAACCUACUAUGAGAUAGCAGCAAGUGUCUCCUUGACUGCCUCUGUGAGAAUAGCCAACCUGCUGCCUGCUUGGUAUUACAAUUUCAGGGUCACCAUGGUGACCUGGGGGGACCCAGAGCUGAGCUGCUGCGACAGCUCCACCGUCAGCUUCAUCACAGCACCAGUGGCACCCAAAAUCACCUCUGUAGAAUAUUACAACCACCUUUUGUACGUCACCUGGACCUAUGGAGGGGAUGGUCCUGACCUUUCUCAUUCCAGGAUGCUGCACUGGAUGGUUGUUGCAGAAGGAAAGAAAAAAAUCAAGAAGAGUGUGACACGCACUGUGAUGACUGCAGUGCUGAGCUUGCCUCCAGGGGACAUUUACAACCUUUCAGUGACUGCUUGUACUGAAAGAGGCAGCAAUACUUCCAUGCCCCAACUUGUGAAAUUGGAACCAGCCCCUCCAAAAUCACUGUUUGCUGUCAACAAGACUCAGACCUCUGUGACUCUGCUGUGGGUGGAAGAAGGAGUAGCUGAUUUCUUUGAAGUCUACUGCCAGCAGGCUGGAUCUGGCCAGGAAACAAAAGUCCAGGAACCUGUCACUGUCUCCUCACAUGUUGUGACCAUUUCCAGCCUGACCCCUGCCACUUCCUACAACUGCAGUGUGACCACCUUCAGCCACAACAGCCCCAGCAUCCCCACUUUCAUUGCAGUUUCCACCAUGGUGACUGAGAUGAACCCCAAUGUGGUGGUAAUCUCCGUGCUGGCCAUCCUCAGUAUCCUCCUGAUUGGACUGCUGCUGGUCACCCUUGUUGUACUCAGGAGAAAACACCUACAGAUGGCCAGGGAGUGUGGGGCUGGGACCUUUGUGAAUUUUGCAUCUUUAGAGAGAGAUGGAAAGCUGCCCUACAACUGGAGUAAAAAUGGACUAAAGAAGAGAAAGCUGACCAACCCUGUCCAGUUGGACGAUUUUGAUGGAUACAUCAAGGAUAUGGCCAAGGAUUCUGAUUAUAAAUUUUCUCUGCAGUUUGAGGAGCUAAAGCUGAUUGGGCUUGACAUUCCCCACUUUGCUGCUGAUCUCCCCAUGAAUCGCUGCAAAAAUCGCUACACAAACAUCCUGCCAUACGAUUUUAGUCGUGUCCGGUUAGUUUCAAUGAAUGAAGAAGAGGGAUCUGACUACAUCAAUGCCAACUACAUCCCUGGUUAUAAUUCACCCCAGGAGUACAUUGCAACCCAAGGACCCCUGCCAGAAACUAGGAAUGAUUUUUGGAAGAUGGUUCUCCAGCAAAAAUCACAAAUUAUUGUUAUGCUCACUCAGUGCAAUGAGAAAAGGCGGGUGAAAUGUGACCAUUACUGGCCUUUCACAGAAGAUCCUGUUGCCUAUGGGGAUAUCACAGUGGAGAUGCUGAGCGAGGAGGAGCACACGGACUGGGUGUACCGCAGCUUCCGAAUCAGCUACGCUGAUGAGGUGCAGGAUGUGAUGCAUUUUAACUUCACUGCCUGGCCAGACCACGGCGUCCCCACCACCAACGCCGCCGAGAGCAUCCUCCAGUUUGUGCAGAUGGUCAGGCAGAAAUCAGCCAAGGCUAAAGGCCCCAUGGUCAUACACUGCAGCGCUGGCGUGGGACGGACGGGGACGUUCAUCGCCCUGGACCGGCUCCUGCAGCACAUCCGUGACCACGAGUUCGUGGAUAUUUUGGGCCUGGUGUCGGACAUGAGGUCCUACAGGAUGUCCAUGGUGCAGACAGAGGUAAGAUCCGUUCCCUUCAGCACUGUGGCAGUGUUGUUGUGCCCACUUCAUACCCCUUCAUGGCUGCUGUUCCCCCCGAACGCUCGACAGAACCGCUGUGAAUCAAUACAAUCAAGUUCUCAUUCCCAUUGUGGUUUGUCACGUUAUUAA